Molecule: messenger RNA, 597 nt
Organism: Striga hermonthica
Lineage: Eukaryota; Viridiplantae; Streptophyta; Magnoliopsida; Lamiales; Orobanchaceae
Source: the annotation of a GenBank genome assembly
AUGUCUGCAGGAGGCGGCUUAGGUACAGACGGUGGUGUCCCAAACGCUGCAGGCCGUGGCGUCCUCACUGCUGCAAACGGUAACGGUGCUGCUGGCUCGGAAGCCAGCUUGACCAACUUAUCAGGACCAAUCGAGCCCACAGGGUCUCAACUGAUGGGAAUGGCUGACACGAGCUUUAGCUCAAAUGGACGAUUGGAACCCGACGACGCUUUACUGCCUGGAGCAAUUUUGGUAAGUAUGCCUCGAACACAUACAAGACACGUACUGACGGAGGCCGACUUCGCAGGCUUAAAUGUCUCAGCAAUACUCAGCUUAGGCUCACGCUUACAACGUCGCCGAUAUGAAGGCCUGCAAGAGGAUAAAAUUUCGAAAUACCUCAAUAUCAUUACGAAUAAUAAUAUCGUUGAUGAAAAAACUGUGUGUGCUAUUUGUCUCGACGAUUUUUGUGGAAAGGAUAUGCAGGUUGCAAUAGUGGAUGGGUGCGGGCAUAAGUUUCACGCUUGCUGUCUCAAGAAGUGGCUCCGAAGGAAAAACAUUUGUCCUCUCUGUAGAAGGAUUGCCAUUAGCGUGCGAGAAGAUUUUUUAUAUUUUGUUUAA